Messenger RNA from Hydra vulgaris (swiftwater hydra), 4723 nucleotides. RefSeq lists its product as uncharacterized. The record is from RefSeq and is a predicted model, not a curated record. Gene Ontology annotation, molecular function: calcium ion binding; calcium-dependent phospholipid binding. Gene Ontology annotation, cellular component: cytoplasm. Lineage: Eukaryota; Metazoa; Cnidaria; Hydrozoa; Anthoathecata; Hydridae.
CUAUGCAAAUGUCAUAUGGAAUGAUUGAUAUUAUCUAUGAGAUAAAAUAUUUUUACUAAAAUAAUUUUUGUUAAUUGUGUAUUAAAUGAUUUAAUACACUUGUUCAACAUUUUGUUUUAAAUGAGGAAAAGAUCUUGAAUUUUAAACUUAACUGGUAUGUCUUCUAUGCGUACAAAGUAUGCACCUUUAGUUCCAAGUAGUAUAUUGCUAGACAAAAGGUGGAAAGAACAUGAUUAUUUAUUACAUUUGUAUAGAUUGAGAGCAUUACGAGGAGAUCAUGUAUUGAGACCAAAUUUAAAUAAUAUUUAUGGAAACCCUUCAAAAAAAAUUCGUGAUGUUCAAUCUGCUAAACCGAAUUCUACAACUCGAACAGUUUAUUUAACAAAUAAUAAUGUCAUUAGCAAAAGGCCACACACUGCAAAAUAUGAUUUGACUGAUGAUUUUGAUGUACCUCCCCUAAAGCAAAGGUGGAUCAAAAGUUCAACCGGAUCUCGACAAUCAAAUCACAAAGCAAAUGUUCAAGAAAGCAGUAACUCUGAACCACACCUUAAUUUUGAAAAAAAAUCGCACUGGGCUGACAGUAAUUUCACAGAUAGUCGAGUGAUACCAAUUAAGCAAUCUGAACUAAAUGAAAAAAAAGAUGAACAUAGUUUUUCUGAGAGACCGAGAAAACAAUUCCAAUCAAAUUAUCAGUUAACAAACCAAAAAGAUUUGUUUAAUGAGCGAUCUACUUCAAGUUAUUCUUUUGUUAAUUCUUUUAAUCCCCAAUUAAAUUCAAAAAAAAAACCAAUUACAGCAAAGUAUGACUUAAAUGGACAUUUGAUCAAUAGAAAACCAAAUGCUGUAAUUUCUAAAUUACGACCUGUAAAAUCUGAUUACAGUGUUGCUGCAAUGAAAAAGCAUUUUGAAAAACAGCAGUAUAUAAGAAAUAUUAUACAUCGUAAUGGCUUUCUCCAUAAUAGUAAACAAGUUCAGUCAAAGUUGAAUCAGAAACAUAAAGAUGAUUACUCAGAUGUUUUUGAGUCUGAAGUUGAUGAAAUAUCUUUAUUGUCAUCUUCAUCAUCUUCAAUGGAAAAAAUUCCGCAAAUCAAAUCUCUUCCACCUUCUCCAUCACCAGAGCCACCAAGCAGAGAGUUGACACCUUUAUAUAUAGAGCCUAGAUUUGCUUCAAUGCGUACUCCAACACCACCAGCCAUGGUUUUAAACAAGCGCCCUACUCCACCAGUAUUUGUUCCACCAUCCCAUAUUAUUAAAAUUGUAAAAGAUGCAGAAUUUAUGGACUCUGAUUCUGAAUUAAGUCCUGACACUGACAAAGAUUCAAAUUUUGUAAUAUUUGCAAAAGAGGGGCAGCCUGGAAUGUUCAAAAGAACUGAUAGUGGAAAGAUUGUUAAAGUAAAAUCAAUAUUUAACAAACACAAAAAGCGUAGAACUAGAAGAUCAUCUAAAAAUUUUGAAGGAUCUUCUAAGUUUAAAGAUGUUGUUUACAUCAAGUAUAACACAGAUGAUAGUACUACAAGUGAAGAAGAUAUUUCAAAAGACAGAAAACUUAGUAGUAGAAAACAAAGCUUUUUAUUAUCCAAGCAACAUAGUUUUGAGAUACAAAGUAAUGAACAACCAAGUUUUUUAGCAUUUAAACAACACAGUUUUGAGAUACAAAGCAGUGAUGAAAUAAGUGAAGUUUCCAGUGAAUCUGAAGAUGUUCAAUCUGAAAAUGAAAAUAAGUUGAAAAGAAAAACUCAAAUAAGUAGACUCAGUAAUAAUGACAUUGAUUCAAAUGAUGAUAAAGAAACAAAGGUAUCAAAUGAAAUACACAAGAAUGAAUUGACAGGAAGAAAAAUGAGUUUUUAUGCAGAUGAGGUACAGGAUGAUAUACUAAAUUCUCAGGUUGAGUUUGAUGCUAAAUUAAUUCAUGAGUCUGGUUCUGAUGUAGAUGAAUUUGGGCGUAGGGGAACUAGAGAUCGACCAUCAUCAUCUAUAUAUCAUAAUCUGCCACCUCUUCAUCCUGAUAUUGUUCUUGAUGAUGACGAUGUUAAUAAGUGUAAAGUUCGUUUGAUGAGAAAUACAGUCAAUAUACAUGAAGCAUUAGCAAAAAAUAGAUAUUGUGAUUUAGAGGAAGUUUGUGAGAUUAUUAUAAUGAACAAUAAUGAUAAUAGAAGAUGGCUUAGAAAAAUGUAUCGAGAUGAAUAUCUACAGAGCUUGUUAGUUGAUCUACGAAAAUCUCUUCCUGCAAAUGUUGCUGGAGUUAUAUCUAAUAUGAUGAUUCCUGCUUGUGAAUAUGAUGCUAUGUGUCUAUGGGAUGCUCUAAAAGGUAUGCAUAAAGAUCCAGAGGUGGUUAUUGAAAUAUUGAUUACUCGUAGCAAUGAAGAGUUGGAAAAAAUUAGAAAAGUUUAUGAAUUAAGAUAUAAUGAAGAACUUCUUGAUCAUAUUGAAGAUGAAACAACUGGUGUUUUUCAAAAAAUUCUAAUGAAGUUAGCUACCGGACAAAGAGAUAACCAGUAUGAAUGGACUAAAGAAGAUGCUGCAAAGGAAGCAAGAGCUCUAUCAGCUCUUCUAGAUGCUGGUGGUGAUUAUCUAGACAAAAAGAUUCGUGAUGUUUUUUGUCGUUAUCCUUUUCCAUUAUUGCAUGCAAUAUUAAUAGAGUAUACUAAGUUUAGAGAUCAUGAUAUAGAGUUAGAUAUCGUUAAAAUGCUAAAAGGAAAUUUUUGCCGUUGUGUUCUUGCAAUAAUUCAAUUUAUUCAAAACCCCCCAAACUAUUUUGUGCAGAAAAUUCACAAAUCUCAUUAUGGUGCAGUUGAUGAUGACAGAACAUUGUGUCGAAUUAUUGUUUCCAGAGCUGAGAAUGAUUUGGCAAUGAUAAAGCAACUCUUUUUUUUGCGGUUUGGAAUAGAAAUGUUUGAUUAUAUUGCUCAAGUGUGUCAUAGUCCUAUAAAAGGUCUUGUAUUGCGUUUAAUUGCAAAUUUGUUUUCUUAUGAAGAAAAAGAAAAAAGAAAAUCUGAAAUUAUGCCGCCAUUUUGGAUUGAAGAUGGGAGCAUUACACUUGAUCAAAGACUUUCUUUUCCUGAUGUUAUAAAAAUUAUUUUGCGAAAAACUAAAAUAGUAAACAAAUUUGUGAAGAUACUGAUAGCUAAAAGAGAGAGGAUGAGAUUAAAAGAAAAUGAAGUAGAAACUAGUGAUUCUGGUGAAGAGACUGAAAAUAUGAAAGAUGAAGAGUCAGACACAGAAAAUGUUGCAGCGGAUGUUGAUAGUGAGGAAGAAGAAAGAAGAGAGGCUCAAGAAGCCCAAAGACAGUUGCGCGAUGGUUUAAAAAACAUGUCUUUAGGAGAAAAUGAAAGUAAUAGCGAAGGAGAUCAUAAAUCAGUGUUUCAAUCAAUAUCAUUUGGACCAGCCUCAAGAGGUAUUUUAAAGAAGGUUGAAUCUGAAGCAGAAGCCAAUGAAAAUCCUGAAAGGGUAGAAACACAAGAUUUUCAGAAUCAUUCAAGUCCUGGUCAUAAAGCUGGAAAUGUAAAUGGACCUGUAAUUGACCCAACAUUUAUUAGUAGAGAACAAAGGAGGGGUUUAAGGAAGCCUAGAAAGUUUCGUGGGACCGUAAAAGGAAUGCCUAUGAAUAACUUUGAUGCUUUAAAAGAUGCUCAAGCUGUUGGAAAGUCUAUGUUACAAAAAAAUAGGAAUACUGAAAAAAUUUUGCAGUUUUUGACCUCUCGUAAUAAUGCACAAAGACAACUUAUUAUUCGAGAAUUUUUCAGGCGUUAUCGAAGAGAUCUUGUUGAUGACAUUCGAAUGUUGGUUCCCCAACAUGAAGAUAUAGUUUUAGCAUUAUUACUAUCAAGUCAAAUUUAUGAUGCAGCAUCUAUCUAUAGUGCUCUUAAGAAUGAAGAUUUAACAAUAAAAAUUGAUGUACUUAUUGAAAUUCUUUGUACUCGUCAGAAUGAUGAAAUAGCAAUUAUCAAAAGAGCAUUUAAUGGAAUUUUCAACUUAAGUUUACAAGAAGAAAUUGAAAAGAUAACUUGUGGUCAUUUUAAGAAAUUAAUGUGUACUAUUGUUGAGUGUCAAAGAGAUGAAAAUGAUGAAGUUGAUUAUGCUUUAGCAAAGAAAGAUUCACAAACUCUUUACGAGACAAUUCUACGCAAGCCAACAAAUCAUGAAUUUUUUAUUGAAUUGUUUGCUACAAGAAGCCUGCCUCACAUUGAUUUAGUAUGCGAUCUUCUUUCUGAGAUGAUGGACAUGGAUAUACUAGAAAGAUUGGAUGAAGUUAUACAAGGAAUUUUCUUGGAAGCUAUUACUGCUAUUAUUUGUAAUAUACGAGAUCCACCAAUGUUUUUUUCUGAGCGUAUCUAUCGAUCAAUAUCUUAUCUCCCUUGUAACUAUUCUAUGCUUAUCCGAUGUAUAGUUUCACGAUCUGAGAUUGAUUUGCAAAUGAUAAAGGCCGUAUAUCGACGAACUUAUGGUACAAGCAUUUACAGUAUGGUGGAUCAAGCUGAUGAUUUAAAAUCAAGAAAAAUUUUACUCGAUAUUGUUAAAAAGUGAAAUGACCUCAGUAGUAUAAUAAUAAUAUUUUUUAUCUUUUUUUGGAGAAAAUAUGUUGCAAAUAAAAUAUGUUGGUACAUAACUUGCAAAUAAUAUGUCAAUAAUAGCUUUAUAUUUUCUUCCUCAGUUAUCUUAUGAUAAUCUCUUUGGUUAUUAUAUAAUUAUAUCCUUGAUUAUUUUAGUUAACUUAUUAUUUGUA